Nezara viridula (southern green stink bug) is the source of this 1466-nucleotide messenger RNA. Lineage: Eukaryota; Metazoa; Arthropoda; Insecta; Hemiptera; Pentatomidae. The record is from the annotation of a GenBank genome assembly.
UGGUUACAUAUCUUGUAAUUUUUAAACUUAUCGACAUUUUUAAAGAAAAUAAUGACAAUGAAUGGAGAGGUGGAUCAAGUAAAAAGAUCGGUUUUUACAGAUCUAAAUCCUGAUGAGGCUGUCGAAGACAUCACACAGAUUGAAUCUCUGUGUGUUAAUUGUGGGGAAAAUGGUAUUACAAAAAUGCUUCUGACCAAAAUUCCGUUUUAUAAGGAAGUUGUGAUUAUGUCAUUUGAUUGUUCAGAAUGUGGUUAUAAUAAUAAUGAAAUACAAUCUGCGGGAAGAGUUGAAGAGAAGGGUGUUCGUAUAACUCUAAGCGUUGAAAAUGCUGAAGAUUUGAAUCGUCAAGUAGUGAAAUCAGACUAUACCGCUACAAAAUUACCCAUUUUGGAUUUUGAAAUUCCUUCUCAAUCACAGAAAGGAGAGGUGACUACAGUCGAAGGAAUUAUAGACCGAGCUGUAAGGGGUUUAACUCAAGAUCAGGAAAUAAGAAAAUCGUCUGAUCCAGAAACUGCUGAAAAAAUUAAGGAAUUCAUUGAAAAAUUACAAGCUUUAAAAACCCUAACACGCCCUUUUGUUAUGAUACUUGAAGAUAUAAGUGGAAAUACUUGGGUGGAAAACCUCAAAGCACCAAAACCAGACCCUAACUGUCACACAGUUCACUUUAAUCGGAGUAAAUCUGAAGACCACGCCCUUGGUUUAUACACCAGAGAAGAAAUAGGAGAGCCAGAAGGAAAUGAAGAAUCUCUUCUUCCUCCACUUGGCGAGUCUGCAGAGCCACUCGACUUAGAGGCAGAAGUACUCACAUUUCCUACCAACUGCCCAACUUGUGCAAGUCCAACCACUACCAAUAUGAAAUUGACUAAAAUCCCUUAUUUUAAAGAGGUUGUUAUAAUGGCUACAAAUUGUGACAGUUGUGGUCAUCGAACAAAUGAAAUUAAAUCGGGUGCUGGAGUCGAACCACGCGGUGUGAAAAUUGAGGUUACCGUUUCAUCUAGAGAAGACUUUUCUCGAGAUCUCCUGAAGUCUGAAACAUGCUCUGUUUUGAUCCCUGAAUUGGAGUUGGAAGCUGGACCGUUCGUUGUUGGCGGCAAGUUCACGACAGUUGAAGGACUUUUGACUGACUUAAAAACUGGUUUAGAACGUAACGUGCUUACUAGGGAUACCUUACAAGCCGAGGUAUCUGAAGCACUGACCAGACUUGCUAAAAGAUUAGACAAAGUUUUAGCAACUGAGGAAGCUGUAACCCUUGUUCUGGAUGACCCAGCAGGCAACUCCUAUAUACAGAGUCUUACAGCACCUGAUCCAGAUCCUCGGCUCAAGAUUACUCAUUAUGAAAGAAAUUAUGACCAAAAUGAAGAUCUUGGACUGAAUGACAUGAAAACAAAAGAUUAUGAAUGAACAUUCUCAAUUAAUAAAGUUAGCUUCUGUGAUAAGUUAUUUUGGCAAAAAAUUUAUUAAAGGAG